This is a messenger RNA of Necator americanus (New World hookworm), 423 nucleotides long. RefSeq lists its product as uncharacterized. The record is from RefSeq and is a predicted model, not a curated record. Lineage: Eukaryota; Metazoa; Nematoda; Chromadorea; Rhabditida; Ancylostomatidae. The transcript has a single exon. Bases 1 to 423 code for a protein of 140 amino acids.
AUGCCUGUGGUCGAGCCCUAUCAGCAGCGAAGUCAAGCUGCGAGUCUAGCUAUCCGCAAUUCGCCCUAUCACGAUGUACGGAUCGGAGACUUGGGCAGCACCACAUCUACGAUGAUGGAGAGGCUUGAUUGCACGGAACGAAAGCUGCUUAGACGGUUACUUGGCUACUUUUGGCGUAGGGCAUGCCACAAUGAAGAUCUUUACGCAGAAUUUCAUCUGGUAUACCGGCGGAUGACACAUGGAAGAUAUCAACAUCUUGCACCGCCAUCGAAAGUGGCUAAAGUAAAUCGUCUUUGCUUCUUUGCUCAUAUAUUAAGGAGACAGGCAGAGCGCCUUGUUCAACUAAUUCUGAGAAGUUUGUCGGGUUCGAGCUGGAAGAAGCCGCCACUGGCCGAAAACGGACGUUCUGGACUGAGGGGGUGA